ACAGUAGGCCUAUGUAUCUCUAUGGGGUCGGUUGCACAAUACAAUGGGCGGAGCAUUAGCGAGCAGCAUAGCAACACAACAGAUUGUGUUUCUGGAUAUCGCGUCGUCGAUAUGAAUGGACUAACCCCGGGCUUAACCUUGAAAUAUGAUAUUUUUUUCGAUGGAAUGAUUUAUGAUCUCAACAACUCUCGGGUUUGAAGAUGGCAGUUUCUUUGGGUGAUAUCAAAGCGAAGCGCUCCCAAGCCGUUGCUCCAAGGAGUUUGUUUGGUUCAGUGAUCGAAGUCACAAACGAAGAUGACAUCCAACAUGCCAAGUCACUUCCUGUGCCUCAAAGGCGUGUCAAGAAGGACAAGCUCACCAACUUCAUGGCUCCAGAAGCCAAAGGGUUAAUGAAGAAGGAACUGGCAGAGGUGGAGAGGCAAGUCCAUAAGGCUAGAUUUGCUGAGAAUAAUCUCAAGGAGGCCUCUCAUCUUGCACUCACCUUUCAACCAAAUCCUGAUACCAUUAAGACUGGAAUCCCAGAUGGAGCACUGACCUUCCAACCAAAAAACAAGUAUGCUCCAUACAAGCAUGAUAUCAAGCUCCAUUCUCGGGACAUUUCCCUGACCGAACACUUCAACAAGCCGAUGGGACUCGAUGCAAACCCAGACUAUAAUUAUGAGCGUUACCGUAGGCCAUAUACCAAUGGUCAAUUCCAGCAGGUAGGAACUAUCCUCGGCAAAGGGGGUGCUUUUCAGAAGCGAGAUGAUGAGUCAAAGAGCAUGCGUGAAACUUUCCCUCCCGCCACAAGACGUGUCCGAAAGACACCUAGCCCAGGCAUUAAGCCAGGACAUCGUGCAUUCCCCAGUGACACAAUCCCAGACAACAUUCGCUUUCUACACGGGGAGGAGCUAUGCAAAGAAGUGGCCAAGAGCCCAGAGAUUCUGCAGAAGGCCAUCGCACCUCCAUCUAAACGCAUCCCCGGUCCGCUAAUCACGGCAAAGUUUCCUCCAGUAAAGACCAGCAUCCCUUCUGAAACUGAUCCAAUGUAUGCAGCCCUUGGCACCUCCUUGAAGCAGGACAUUUUUAAUGGAGUACCAUACAGUCAUUUGAAGAGUCUUUACAAGAGUUCAUACACACAGAACAUCCAUGACAAGUCUGAUGAGGCCUUUCCUCCCAAGUUUGCCAUACAGAGGAAUGCAGACAGUAAAUGGAAUGAGGAUGGUGUAAUCAGGAUGAAGCUUUACAAAGCAUGGGAUGUCAUGAUGGCAGAGAGAUUACAGGCCAAGGGAGGUGGAGCAUCCUAGCUGAUACUACCUGGCAGACCAUAGUUACAGACAUGGAGCUACUAACACCUUUUAUGUACAGGGUAUGGGUUACAGUAGUUUAUAGGCUCAGGUCCUUGUUACUUGACUUGUAGGACUCUGUCUGUGAGCAUCAUAGUACCGAUGCUUGCAUGAGCAAAGUUGGGUUAAUCAGUGUGCUAUGAAAGUCAUCUAUUUUCAAACAAGCGCCUGUGCCUGUAGAAAAGCAAGUAUCAUUUAUAUUUCCACCAUUUCUGAAGCUUCAGUGUGUGCAUCAUGCAGAAAUAAUGCUCCUUCAUUAAAAAAAAGAGCAUAAAUUCAUUUAUCAUCUGCACAAGUUACAAAAUACUUUUGUUGUUCAGGCUCACUCCGAGGUAGGUCUGUCGCUGCCCCCCAACCCCCACUUCCAAAAAAUCCCCCAAACAUUGAGGAGAAGCGAAUAUAAAGAAAAGCAAGAAAGGAAGCAAGUUAUAGAUAUUUUUCAAAGAAUAAAAUCCCUGUAUGAGAUAUUGAGAUGUCACCUUUCACUUGAAAUUAAUUGCUUGAGCACAAAGCACUGAAGGUCACUUUUGCUAAUUCCCCCUCCCCCCUUCUGCAUCUAUCUUUUUCCUCUGUAGAAGUCUGAGGUAAAUAGAAUUGUCACAUCUCCAUUUGGGGUGAGGGGGGGGGGGGGGUCAGGGAUAUUAAGGAUAAAGGUGCUGGCCGAAUGAUAAUAUGUAACAAUUUUAUACUUCAGCUUUCACACUGUAUAUUUACUUGGAUAAUUGAGUCCAUGCAUAACAUAAUUUGAGUUAUUUAUACAAUUUGUUUCCUUUUAUAUUAUUUCUUGUCAUUGUCUGUAUAAAACUUUCCACCUUGAUUUCCUGAUAUCAUCAUAGCUUGUAACAUAUAAAUGUGAUAGUUCUAAAGAGUUUUAAUUGGUUUGAUCCAUUGAAUGGAUGACCAUUUGAAUUUUAAGAGUAAUCUACUUUAUUCUUUGUCAAUCUUUUUCAAUCAUCAAUCCCAAUUGUUGAUACCUGGUUACAAACUUCAAUGUAUAAUAGUGAAAUUUCUAUCUCAGGGCAACUGCUUGUAUAUUUUCUGUCACAUGUGUAUAGAUUAAACAGUGUUUUUAGGGAAAAGAAUACUAUGUAAAUAGAAGAGACAAUUACAGAUUCCAGAUUUUUGAGGAUUUUCCAAACCAAAGGUAAUUGAUAUCCAUUGUGCUGUUCAUGUUGGUGCAUAUUUUAUAUGAAUUUUUGUAAGCACUUUGUAUAAAUUUAUGUCUUUUUUAAAUAGAAAUGGAAUCACUUGUUUCAUGAUAGUAUAUUUUAAAAUAUGUGAAUAAUCAUGAUAAUGAUUAAUAGUACAAUAAUAUAUUUUCUUGGUAAGUAUUAUAGAUCAUAUGCUAAGUAAUUGUGAUAAUUUAUUGAUUAUGAUGGUGAUAAUAUCAAAUGAGAUUAAGGUGCCAAAUCCAUCAAUCAUUAUGGUGUAUUGGUUCUGAUUCAUCAUUCUCAUCUUCCAAUCAGUGGGUCAGGGGUUUGAAUCUUGUUCCAGACAUAAACUUAGUUCAAUAAGAAGUCCAUCAGGUAUGCUCCAUCCAGCACAGGUGAGUAAUUGAAUGCACAGUAUGAUUUAAAAAGCUUUAUCACCUACGUGGCUUGACAGCUGCUAAGCAUACAGCCAAUGUAUGAUUUAAUGUGUUAGGUGCAGUAGACUGUGGGCCCCGUAGAUCUGUGCUAUGCAAAAUAGACAUUAUGUAAUUGGCUGUAAGAAGUUAAUGUAUUUCUUCUAUGAUUAUGAAGGGUUAAUGGGCACUUUGGUUAUGGGGGGAAAAUGCAUGAAGUCAGGGCUGGCACAAUAGAUACCUUUUGUUUCAAAUUUAACAUGUUUUUUUAUAGAGUGAACAUAGAAUCAACAAAAAGUGACAGAAUGCUUUUAAAUAUUAUAUGAGAAAUGUUGCAUAAAAUAAUUAUCUUUUCCCCCUCAGGUAUUAAUGUUCAACCCAUGCAUAAUUUGAAACUUAAAUAAUGUAAUGUAGUUAUGCUUAUCUUGCAGUAUUAAUUGAGCAAAUCAUGUCUUCAGAAUUCCCACCUCUGUCACAAUAUUUUGAGAAGUAUUCGGUAGGAAAUAAAACAUUUUUAUAAGAAUUAUCAGCUCUUGGCAUGGUUAGCAAUAUACUCUCUCGUUCCCCCUCCCCUAUUUUUUUCUUCUCUCUUUUCUCUCUCUCUCACUGCCCUAGCUGAAAUAUGUAAUGUCAAUGUACCUGCAUGGUGUGUGUACUGUUAUGCAAUGUAUUCAAUUUUUUUAUACUUUUAACUACAGUAUUAUUCUGCUGAAUAAUAAAAAUGUACAUAUGUUUGGUACGUAA
Molecule: messenger RNA, 3633 nt
Organism: Lytechinus pictus (painted urchin)
Lineage: Eukaryota; Metazoa; Echinodermata; Echinoidea; Temnopleuroida; Toxopneustidae
Exons: 3
Coding region: 201-1286 (361 amino acids)
Source: RefSeq, a predicted model, not a curated record